AAUUUUCAAACCGGAUCAGUAUGUUGUUGAGGAAGCGUGAUUCAACGUUACGACGAGCUCAUCAACAGAAGUAUCGCCGCACAUGUACUGAAGCCGUCUUAAACAACUUAACUCGUUAUGUAGAACGAUAUUAAGCUAUUUUGUGGAUUUACAAUGGCGGAAACAAUCCCUUCAACGAGAGGGGGAUUUCUGGAUUUUAGUCCAGUACGGAGAGGCGAAGGGAAUAAGGAGAAUGAUGUUCCGGUGCUGAGUUUGAUCCAGUUUUCUAAGGCUCCUUUUGUCACUUUCGGGACCGUGAAGUUGGGAACUUCUAAAUCGGCUGUUUUACGUAUUGAAAACCCGACAGAGGACGCAGAAGCAGAUGUUACAGUGGAAAAGAUCUCCUCAAGUAAAGGCUUUUCUGUGGACUACAGGAACUUCACCAUUCAGGUAAGUUACUUAGGGUGAAUAUAGUCGUUACAGGGUUUCUAUUGACUUGAAUCAACAUUUUAAAGUUAUAACUCUUGUUCUUUGUGAUCUGUCUGCAGCCUGAGGGCUCUUUCAGUCUGACAGUAACCUGGACCCCAACAGAGGAAGGUGGGGUCAGAGAACUCAUCAUAUUUAAUGCCAAUGGGGUCCUCAAGCACCAGGCUGUCCUGCUGGGGAGGGCAGAGGCCCCCAGAAAGAAAAAAGUAAGUUUGCUAUCAACGAACAGUUGUGCUUCACAGAUAAAGACUGUAGAGAGUCUGAUAAAAACAUAUUUGAAACUAAUUUUUGGAGGCACUAGUAUUUUUAAUUAUAAUAACUUUAUCUGUAUAGCACUUUUAAAAACAAAAUUACAAAGUACUUUGACAUAUAAUCAUAGAGCACAUGGAAAAAGACAGAUCAAAACAAAAAGCUCAUUUAAAAUGGAAUUGAAGACCAUUUUCAUUUAACAUAAGGAAACUAAACAAUACUAGAACCAUGCAACAUCAAAUGAGACCAUGAGGACCAAAAUAAAAACAUAAAAUAGUUAAGAAAAAAGAAACUGCAAUUAAAAGAGGGUCAAAGGGGAAACUGGACAGAUCUGGAGUGAUGUGAUGCUGUCUACUAAAACCAGUUAAAAGCCGAGAUGCUGCAUUCUGAACUAGUUGGAGGCGGGAGAGUGAUUUCUUAUUUAAACCAGGGAGGAGAGAGUUACGGGAGUCCAGCCUUGAGAAAAUGAAGGAGUGGGUUAUUUUUUUGAGAUCUGGGGGAUCUGGAGUAUUUGUUUAAUAGAUUCAUGGCUGUUGGUUUGAUGAUUACUGAAUGUGGACCGAGACACUAGUAUUUUAUAUCUGCUGAUACUUUUAAUCAACUUUUCAAGCUCUUAUUUGCCAAAACCAAAGCCACGCCAAUAAUAUUGUGCAGCCCUAACACAAACGUCCUUAAAUCCUUCUGAGUUUUUCUUGCAGUUUUCAUUUAACGAAAUCUGGGACUUAAAAAAAAAAGCUUGCACACAGUUCUUGUCGUGGCAGGGAACCUUGUAAUUUAGACAUUAUCCUCUGUUUGUGGUCUAUGUUUUGGGUUUGUACAAGGUGCUACAAGCUUGUCCUCCCUGAGCACAAAUUUGGACUCUGCAAAAUAUUAAAUUUUAAGAUGAAUUUACAACCAAAAACAACAUUUGAGAACAUUGACAGAUGGAUAAAGGUUGCAUGGUGUUCUGCACACCUUAAAUUUUAUAAUGGAUCUUGUCUUUAAAUUGCACUUAAAAAGUUUAUGUUUGUCAGCACGGCAUCAAUGAUUUUGACCAGAAAAAAGGUGCAGAAGACGAGAAAAAUUACGCAAAAAAAUCCUCUGUAUUUUUUUGGGAAAUGUGACAGAAUUUGAUUUGAAAUCUUGUGUCCUAUCAGUUGCAGACAUUAUAUAGUUGUUUGAUACUGUCAGCAAUAAUUCCUGUGUAAUGCUCAUCACAAAUAUGGCCUUUAACUUGUAUUUUUCCCCACCUGUUACAGAAAAGUUUAUGGGACACAAUCAAAAACAAAAGAGAGGGUGAGAAAGUCACUGCACCCAGAAGGAAGAAAACAGAACAACCGCUAAAGAUGGCGGCCAAUAAAACUUUCCAAGUGUCCCGAAAACCACAGUACAAACGGGAGAAACCUCGCAGCCCCCUCGCCUCCCUCAACGAAGGCCAAACUGUGAGGGAGCGUUCCCUCACCAAGAGCAACGCCACUGAAGACCAUCCUCAAAAACCAGAGGAGCAGGAGACCCUGAAAUCCACCCAGACUCAGAGACAGCGAUCUCUGGUCUUGUCGGACCAGGAGAACAUCCACCAUGUUCAGAGGAACUCUCCUCUCGUUCUGCUGGUCCCAGCAGCCAAGCUGAUGGACUCUUCGGAUACCCUGUCAGGCAAACUUGAAAAUAAAGACAUCGCUCGAAUGCUGAACAAGACGCUGUCCCCCAUCGGGACCCCUGAGAGGUUUAAGAGGCUCAUGCCUCAUAUUCAGUCAGAGAGCCCAGCUGUUCUGAAGUCUGUGGCUGAGGAUGAAAGCCCUGACAGUGCUUUAACAGGAACCCCGACUCUGUCCCUGAAGGAUGCUCUCGCCCUCAUCGACUCAGAUCUGAACCACAUGAACACAAGUCCCAGAGACACCAGUUCCAGCUGUGACUUUUCAGACUCACUGGAAUCCAAGAGUGACUCCAGACCUGUCCUGAACUCUUUACCCGACAGCCCUCCUGUGUUAGAGUCCAAUGAACCAAGACUGACUUUCUUUGUUAGAGAAGUGCCGGAUGUUUCAGAAGCUGAUACAGCCAAAGAAAAACCCAAAAAGGCGUCUUUCACCUCCGCCACUGUGAUUAAAAGCAAAGCUCCAGAGGAGGCGAACUGCUUGAGUGGAAGGAAAAUUAAGAAGUCAAGACGGAGGCUGUUGGAGAAGACACUCGAGCUGUCAGACAGCAGCGGACAGUCCGAGUCUGGACCAGGAACUCCAAGUCUUCCUGUUAUAGAUCCAGGAACCAGUGGAGGGAGAAACUCUGAGGCUUCAGGCUCCCUACAUGAGGACAGAAACCAAACCCAGAUCCUCACCUCCUUCAGCCCGACUCCACGUCUUGAAGGCUCACCUUUGGCCGUCACCUUCCCAGUUUCCUCCCCUCCACGCUUGCCUUCUGCUCGCUUCUCCUUCUCAGCUACACCUCCACCUCCUGAAGUCCUCGCUCCCAUCACGUUAACCGUCUCCUCUCCGUCGCCUUUGAGCUCAUCCUCUCCUCUUCACCACACCUCCGCCACAUCAGACCGCAACCUGUGCGAUCCGUCUCCCACUGUUCUGGCGCCUCCCUGCUUUCAAGAAGAGCUGUUUCCCAUUCACCUGGCGACGAAGAGCAAAAAGAGGAAGAGCGAGGAGUUUUUGAAAAGUGACAGGAAGACUCAGGAGGCGGAGAAGACCGGGCGCAUCAAGAGGAGCAGGGUGGUGGCCGCAAGAACGGAGUCCACCAGACCUCUUCUUCAGGAAAAGAGGCGUGCAGCGCAGAAGCAGCAGACGAGCACAACAGGUGAGGGAUUGUGAAGUUCAGGACACAGUAAAUACAAAAUACUGAGCAGAGGCAGAAAUUCUAGUAUAAUAAUCAUUAAAAAGUUUUGUUUUUGGUAGAAAUAUUCUUAUUUCUCUAAACUCUUUUUUUCCUAGGUUCUGUGCGCUCAAUGACUUCAUCCUCCCUGAGGUCUAUGAGGUCUGUGGCUCCUGCUCAGGCGAAACAGUCGAGCUCCAAACCCACUUCAAGAGGUAUCAAACUCUGUCCAAAGUUGACUCCAUAAGGUCUGGUUCCAUUAUUUUGAGUUCUUCAACAGCUUUUCUUCUCUCGUUUCACAGCCCCUCCGUCUCUGAAGUCCUCUGGCGCUCCGUCCGUGAAGACAGCGAGAGUCGUGGCGGUGGCUCAGUCGAAGCUGACCUUCGUUAAACCGCUGCAAACAGGUAAACGAAGCAGGAUGCAGCAAAGUGAGCGUCUAGGGUGAGUGAAACCGUGUUGAAAGUUUUAAUGUUUUCUGUCGUUUGACUCCAGCCAUACCGAGACACCCGAUGCCGUUUGCUGCCAAGAACAUGUUUUAUGAUGAGAGGUGGAUCGAGAAGCAGGAGAGGGGCUUCACCUGGUGGAUCAACUACGUCCUCACCCCGGACGAGUUUAAAGUCAACACUGAGGUCAAAGGUAACACCGUUAUAGUCGCAUACAGCCAGUUUACUGAGACACAAUGAUAACGGUUAUGGAGUCUGAGACGUCACUCUUCAAUCUGUGGCUCCUGCAGUCAACGCCGUGUCCAUCGCCAUGGGCAGCGACGACAGGUACAGCGUCCCUAAAGCCCCCACCAAAGAGGAGAUGUCCUUCAGCACCUACACGGCCCGGCGCAAGCUCAACCGCCUCCGACGGUCCGCCUGCCAGCUCUUCACAUCGGAGGCCAUGGUCAAAGCGAUUCAGAGGCUGGAGGUGGAGGUGGAGGCCAGGAGGCUGCUCGUCCGAAAAGACCGCCAUCUCUGGAAGGACAUAGGUAAAGAAACAAACAAACAAGUAUCUAACUUGACUUGAAGUUCUAGUAAAACCUGGAAAAACCUGGAAGUAACAGCAUUUUCUCCAAUUUUUCAGGUGAACGGAGAAAAGUCCUUAACUGGCUGCUUUCCUACAAUCCACUGUGGUUACGGAUCGGGCUUGAGGUAUUCAGACUUUGUGAGACUUCGUCUGAAUUUUUAACGUUUGAACCACCAAUUCAUGCUUCGGUUGUGUAACACACUUUUACUCGCUCUCAGACGAUCUACGGGGAGUUGAUCUCUCUGGAGAGCAACAGUGACGCUCUGGGUCUGGCCAUGUUCAUCCUCCAGCGACUGCUGUGGAACCCGGACAUCGCCGCAGAGUUCAGACACGCCAAAGUGCCUCACCUUUACAAAGACGGUAAUUUACGAUCUGAUGAGAAAUGUAGUUUAAGUUAAAACAUCUGUCUGUCUGGGCUGAAUUUAUCCUUAUUAUGCAUUACAAACACCUCCGUAUUACUGUGAAUAAACGUGCGCAUGUCUCUUUACUUUUUCUCAAACAGGCCACGAGGAGGCGCUGUCUCGCUUCACGCUGAAGAAGCUGCUCCUGCUGGUGUGUUUCCUGGACAAAGCCAAAGAGUCUCGGCUGAUCGAACACAAUCCCUGUCUGUUCUGCCAGGACGCUGAGUUCAAGGUCGACUGAAAAUAACACUCAAGCACAUUUUAGUACCAGAUGACUUCACAGUAUGAUUUUUGUGGCUCUUUAAUAUCUUGAAUCUGGCACUUUUAAACUAAGAUUAACUGUAAAGAGCUACAGCGUGAUAAAGAGAGGAUCUGAAGUCUGCCUCCUGCUCUGCACUCUUAAUAUAAUCCUGCUUAAUGUCUUUAGUUUGUUUCUUUUUGAGUAAGUUUAUAAAACCUUAAACUGAAUUAUGCAAAAAGUUACACACAUGCUGCUGCAAAUUCAGGUCUUCUGUGCCACAAAAAACAUGAUUUUGACAGAACAUUUGAAGCACCCCAUUACAGAAAAUCGCCUCAUUUUAUUGCGUUUUUCUUUUUACUUUUACCCGGACCAAAUUUGCAGAGCUGGAUCACAGAUUAAGAAGUAAUAGAAACAUUGCUGCUGUGCUGAAGGAGAGUCAGUAGAGAGAAAGAACCAAUUUGAAGUUGGUACAUCAGGCUUUUGGAAGUUGUGAUGGCAUUUUAUCAGAAAAAUAAUCAUCAGAUCGACCAAACUGAUGUUAAGUUGUAGAUUAUAAAUCUAAUUUGAAGUUGGAUGAUUCCUACCACUCAAGAAAUAAAAGAUGAGUUCUUUUGGGCCGCAGGUUGGUAGUUUUAAACGAUAAAGAGCUUUCUCACCUGGUUCUGCAGGGAAACUCAGCCCUGAAGGCAACUCACCAGUGAACCUUCAAGUCCUCACUCUCUGUGCUCAUGUUUUUUUUUCUCCUGCAGACUAGUAAAGACCUGCUCCUGGCCUUCUCCAGGGACUUCCUCAGCGGGGAGGGGAUCCUCCCGCGGCACCUCGGCUACCUCGGGCUGCCCGUCUCCCACAUCCAGACGCCUCUGGACGAGUUCAACUUCGCCGUGAAGAAUCUAGCCGUCGACUUAAAAUGCGGCAUUCGUCUAGUGUGAGUGAAACCCCGAGAAUUUUAAUGCGGGGCUCUGAUCCUCUACGUGAUACCUGCUUCCCUCUAAAGGUCAGGCUCAGCUUCACAGCAGCACCCCUGCAGCGAAGAGGGAUUCAGUGUUUUUGUCUUCUGCAGAGCGUUGUCAGACCAGGAUUUCCUCUCCGACUGAUGUAACACCACUGCCCCUGGUCACAGUUCAAACCUAUUUGUGUGUUUCUUUUGAAGAUUGUUUCCCCUGUUUGCCUUUUUUAAUACACAGAAACACAGACUCAACACAUGGAUUUGCUUUCUUGAUCCCAAACUAGAAAAUAGUGUUUUUGCAGCAGCAGGUUGUCUGAUCAAGAAAAAAAACAAACAAACAAGAAGGUAGAAAAGUGUGAAUAGGUUCAGUUAUAAGUCGACUUUACAGGGUGGUAAAAGUGUUGAAAUGCAAAUACAAACAAAUGCAAUUGAUGAAUUGUGUAAAUUCUGCAGGAUCAGAACACAGUGCAGUUUUAAUAAGACGGAGAUGAUCUGCUCAAACUGAAAUGUGCAUGUUUGUUUGUGCAGUCGUGUUUUUACGGCUCCAGAAUAUUUUUGAAGGAACGUUCUAAAGAGUUCAUCACGUGUGAUUUUAAAGUGUUGCUCAUGUUUUCAGUCGUGUGAUGGAGCUCCUCAUCCAGGACUGGACGAUAUCGGUCAAACUACGUCUUCCUGCCAUCAGCCGCCUGCAGAAGGUCCACAAUGUGGACUUGGCUCUGCAGGUGCUUAAAAGCAAAGGGGUCGAUCUCAAGGAUGAACACGGUAACUAUGAACUCCUCCUCCUAGAGCAUUUAAAAAAAAAGACUCUUUCCUUUGUCUCCUACUCACUGUUUUUCUACAAAGCUGCUUUAUUCCAGCGCUGUAGCUCUUCUUGUUCAUUUACCGAGUCAUUCAUUUGUGCACCAACACCUGUCGUUUCACUGCUCAGUCUCAAACAGCUGUUGUUGUGCAGCUGCACAGAUGAUUCUGGGAUUGCUCUUUCCUUUUAUGAUGCUGUGUUGGAUUUGUGUAAACUUUAUUGGACAGAAUGAUUUCCUCUGCAUGAUUUAGCACGUGUUAGAGUGACUAAGAGCUUUGAAAUACGCCGUUUAAAGACCUGCACAGUAAAGUCGACUUAGUAAAUCUUGCGAGGCUGUGAAUGUCAGUCUGAUUAAACACUGUGCCUUUGUUUUCAGGUGCCGCCAUCGACGCCAGAGACAUUGUGGACGGACACAGAGAGAAAACACUCAGCCUCCUGUGGAAAAUCAUCUUUGCGUUUCACGUAUGAAUCUGGCUUAGUUUGAGGAUUUUCAGAGGGACUAAAAUUCAGAGAUUCCCUGUAAAUGUUCUUCCUGUUGUCUGAGAAGCUGUUAUCAAAUCAUCCGUAAAGGUGGAGGUGAUUUUGAACGAGGACCAGCUGAAAGACGAAAUCGGUUUCCUGAAGAGAAGCUUCAAGACCAAACGGAGGCUGGCGUCUCUUAAAGCGGAUCGGGACUUUCAGCCGAGUCCCUCAGAGACCCGGACGGCGUACAAACACAGCAGCACUAAGAUCACUCUGCUGAUGGAGUGGGUCAGAGCCGUGUGUGACUUCUACAACCUGAAGGUGAGUCUGAAACUUCCUACUGCGGCCCUCAGGCGAAUGAGGGAACUCUGCUAAUUGGAGUUUGGGUGAACGUCUCUGGAGUUCCUCCGCUUCCUGUUAGGCAGGCGGGAGAGUUGCUCCGAACACUCGCUGUACUUUGUCAUUUGAUGUGUUGGAGAGCUUUAAUCUUUUUUUCUGUUACACUGAAUGAUGUAAAAUUGAAAUGCAUGUUGCAACUGUGCGAAAUUGAAAUUGAACAUCUGCAUGAGCAGGAAUGAAUAUUUCUAAUUUCCUGCACAGUUUCAUGAAAAAAAUUAGGAGUUUUUUAAAUUAGUUUUCAAUAAUUAAAAUCAUCCAGUUGGAGAAAUGAACCAACUUCUGUUUUAACCUCUGACUGAUCGCCUCGACACCUCAGGACAGUAAGAGGUUUUCAGGGUCAGAAAUCACACAGUAACAGGAUUGUGUGUCUGCUGUGCGUGCAGGUGGAGAACUUCACCGUGACCUUCUCGGAUGGCCGCGUCCUCUGCUAUCUCAUCCACCACUACCACCCCGGCCUCCUGUCCGAUCAGGCUGUCAGUCACAGCACCACGCAGACAGUGGAGUGCUCGCAGAGGGGCCGCCUGGAGCUCGACUGCUCCGCCAGCGACUCUGACAACUCCUUUGACUUCAUGACAGGCUCCAACGGUACGUGACAGCUCUGCUCAAACGUCUGUCGGCGCAUUUUAAAUGUGAAAGUGGCUCUCUGACGUCUGUCAUUGAACGUGCAAGCAAGUAAAAUGAAGUAUGUCUGGGUAUAAAGGUUAAAGGAAUGACGGAGUUUGAAGAGAAUUACCAAAUAAACGAAAGAGAUGGUUAUUAACGGUUUUGAAUGAUCAUAUGUGUGUCAAACAGGCCCAGACUCUCCUUCAGUCGAAUUCAAAGAGCUGCUGGAAAAUGAGAAAAACAACUUCAGGCUGGUCAACACGGCCGUGUCUUUCCUGGGCGGAGUCCCCGCCAUGAUCAACCCGGCCGACAUGUCAAACACCAUCCCCAACGAGAAGGUGAGACCUCACAGGAGAGGAGUUCUCACCUCUACAGACGUUAUUCUCAUUUUAGUGAGAGACAAGGAAAGAUCAGUUUGAUAGGAAUUAAAAGAAUCAAGAGUAAGAUACUGUACUUCUUUCUUUAUUAAUGUCUUUGUUUUAAUUUCCAGGUGGUCAUGUCUUACCUCUCCUUCCUGUGCACUCGUCUCCUGGACCUGAGGAACGAAACCAGAGCAGCUCGGGUCAUCCAGGGCGCCUGGAGGAAAUACAAACUGAAGAAAGAUCUGCAGCUUUUCAAAGUUGGUUCAAUGUUUGAUAAAAUUUCACACUGACUUUUAUUUUUCUGAUCUAGACCAAAAUAUAUCUAAAUCAUAGAUCUGUCUUUUUGCUGGUAAUCUAGAUUAAAAUAAGGAUACAUGCAGAAAACACUCACUAAUACACGUGUUCAAUAUUAUUAAUUAACUUCUCGUCUGGUUUUUACAGGAAAGAAACAUGGCUGCUGCAAAAAUCCAGUCACUUGUGAGGAGUUUUCUGCAGAAGCGCCGAGUUCGGCGGCAGAAUCGAGCCGCCGUUAUCAUCCAGUCGGCGUGGAGAGGUUACGCCGCUCGCAACAGGAUGAGGCUGGAAAAAGAGGCUCAGCUUCGGGCUCUGAAACACAAAGCAGCAACUUUAAUACAGGUACAUUAUUAUCAAACUGUGGGGGUUGUAAUUCUUCCUUAUUCCAUGUACUGUCCCUGCAUGAUAACGCUAAAUAUCCAAAAACAAAACACACCAUCCCUCCUUAAAUAAACAAGAGGGACAGUUUGCACACAGCUUUCAGAAACACAUAUUUAUUUCUGCUCGUUUCAUGCUGAGCUUCCCUGGACAGAAGUCACACACAGCAGUGUAAGAAUCUGGUCCUGUGCCUCCAGCUCCACCUGAAUGAUUGAAUAAUUAAUGCAUCAUAGUUCAGCUUAUUACGCUUCAGCUGCAUAAUUAAUGGCAAUUUCUUGUUACUGCCACCUUAGCAUGUGCAGGGAACACAUUACUAGUAUAUGUAUUUAUUGCAAAAAAGAGAAAAUUACUUUAUCUAGCAUAAAAUAACAAUAAUGCAUACUUUUUAACCGCAGCCAUAAAAGAGAGAAUGAAACAUCUGUUCCUGAAUUUGACCCUCACAGUGAUGAGGCCGUCUUGUGUGAUUGUUCCUUGAAUAGUUGGUUUCUAUCUUGUCUCUACAGACUCAGUGGAGGAUGUUUUCAACCAUGAGAGCUUACCAGCGCCUCAGAUAUCACGCCAUCGUUGUCCAAGCACAGUGGCGAAUGAAGAGGGCGGCCUCCGCUUACGGAAGGAUCUACUGGGCGGCGACGGUCCUUCAAAAGCACACCCGAUCGCGGGCUCUCGGAAGAAGAGACCGGGAACGCUUUCUCUCCCUCAGAGCGGCAGCCGUGAGAAUACAGAGAGGUUACAGGAGAUGGAAAACGGAGAAAACGGCGAAGGAAAAUCACGCCGCCAAAGUGAUACAAGCGGCGUUCAAGAGAUGGUAUCAAGAGAAAAUGGUUGAAAAGAACGCGGCUGCUGUGAGGAUUCAGUCUUGGUACAGGAUGCAGACAUGUCUCCAUCAGUACAGAAAGAUCAAGAGGAGCGCAGUGCUCAUCCAAGCCCGGUACAGAGGCCGCGCACAGAGACGCCGCUUUGAGAGGCUGAAGCUGCAGCACCACUCCGCCGCCGUCAUUCAGAGUGCGUUCAGAGGUCACGCUGUCAGGAAGCAGGUGGAGAGGAUGAGAAGCGCUGCACUCAUAAUCCAGCGCGGGUUCAGGGCCUCCGUGAAGAGAGACACGGAGAGGCGAAUGUUUGUGAGGAUGAGACGCGCCGCCGUCAUCAUACAGGCGGCUUAUCGCGGGAAAGUGGCGCGGGAGUCCCUGAGAAAACGGCACAAGGCAGCCGCAGCGAUCCAGGCGGCUUUCAGGAAAUAUGCUGCCCGAAGGCGCUACCUCGCUUUGAGGAGAGCUGCUUCUCUGAUCCAGCGAAAGUACAGAGCCACACUCUUGGCUCGUGAGACAAAGAAGGAUUACGACGCUCUCAGGGACGCCGCGCUCACCGUACAAGCCAUCUGGAGAGGGAGAGCUGUCAGGGAGCGGAUAGAGAAGUGGCAUCACUGCGCAACACUGAUACAAGCUCACUACCGUCGGCACAGAGCAGAAACAGAGUUCAGGUCCAAGAAGGCAGCUGCGUUAGUCAUACAGCGUCGCUACAGGGCCUGUAAGGUCGCACAGGAAACGCAGAAAUCAUACCUGCGCUUGAGAGCGGCCUGUGUCACCCUCCAAGCUCGAUUCAGAGGCAUGAGAGUCAGGAGGGAGUUGGAGAAAAAGCACCUCGCAGCGACUGUCAUUCAGUCUUCAUUCAGGAUGUUUGUGUGUAAGAAACGAUACGUCCUCCUCCAAAGUGCAGCGAUAAUCACACAGAGCCGAUACAGAGCUCUGCUGGUCUGCAGGGCGCAGCGAAACCAGUACAGAGAGUUAAAACAGGCGGCUGUGAAGAUACAAGCCGUCUACAGGGGGUUCAGAGUGAGGCAAGACCUGAAGAAGAGGCACAAUGCUGCCCGAGCAAUCCAAGCCCAGUUCAGGAUGCACAAAACAAGAAUGGCGUAUCUGGCAACCAAGUGUGCCGCCAUCAUUAUUCAGGAGCGCUACAGGGCGAAACUGCUCAGGAAUCAACAGAUGCAGAAACUCAGAGUGAUGAAAUCUGCAGCUGUCGUCAUUCAGGCCGCAUAUCGAGGUCGUGCAGCCAGGAAGAUGGUCGCAAAGAUGAACCGAGCAGCUACAAUCAUCCAGAGAAAGUUUUUCACCAUUAGGGACAGGAAGAGGUUCCUGGCUUUAAGGGAAGCAGCCGUGAUCUGUCAGCGCAGGUACAGAGCGGUGAUCCUGGCAAGAAAAGACCGUCUGGACUAUCUGUCGAAGCGCAGGGCCGCGGUUUGUCUGCAGGCAGCCUGCAGAGGAUGGAAAGUUAGGAAAGAGUUGCGUUCCCAGCAGGCAGCAGCUACAAUAAUUCAGUCUCACUUCAGGAUGCACCAGCAGAGAAACUCCUACAGGAGGCUCCACUGGGCUGCGAACGUGCUGCAAGUACGCUACAGAGCGAACAAGACGAUGAGAGCAGAGAUGGAUGCCCUAAAAGCCAAGAAACACGCAGCUGUCGUCUUACAGGCCGCUUUCCGAGGAAUGAAAUCCAGACGAGUCAUCAAACAAAAACACCAGGCAGCUGCUCUCAUCCAGAGAGCUUACAGAGCCCACCGUGAACACGAGCAGUAUCAGACUCUAAAAUCCUCCAUCCUCACAAUCCAGAGGAGGUAUCGAGCCACUUUAGCUGCCAGAGAACAAACACAGAAAUACCAAAACAUGAGAAGAGCUGCUGUCGUCCUUCAGGCGGCAUUUAGAGGUCAGAGGGUCAGGAAGGAGGUCGCUCUUAGACAUCAGGCUGCAACCGUCAUCCAGUCAGUGUUCAGAAAACACAGAGAGGAAGUCAAAUAUCAGGCCAUGCGUCUGUCUGCGAUCAUCAUCCAGAGAUACUACCGGGCCUGCGUUGUCCAAAGACACGAGAGGAAAAAGUUCCUCGAUGUGAAAAAAUCUGCCGUCAUCUUUCAGGCGGCGUUCAGAGGAUACCGGGCGAGGAAAAACAUCGCUAAGAUGAACAGAGCAGCGACAGUCAUUCAAGCAAACUUCAGAAGACACAGACAUCAGUCAGCCUUCAGGAGGCGGCGCUGGGCAGCGUGUGUCCUCCAGCAGAGGUUUAGAGCCCAGAGACUUAAAAACACUGAGAUGAAUCAAUAUCAGGAGGUGAGGAGAGCUGUGGUUACUCUACAAGCUGCAUAUCGAGGAAUGAAAUCAAGACAGAUCAUCAAACAAAGACAUCAUCACGCCGAGGUUAUCCAGAGAGCUUACAGAGCCCACCGUGAACACAAACAGUAUCUGAAACUACGAUCCUCCGUCCUCACGAUCCAGCAAAGAUACCGAGCCACUGUAGCUGCAAGAUCACAAAGAAGACAGUAUCUGAAAGUGCAGAGAGCAGCCGUCACCCUUCAGUCCGCUUUCAGAGGACUUCAGGUCAGGAAGGAGGUUUCUCUGCAGCAUCAGGCUGCAACCGUCAUCCAGUCUGUAUUCAGGAGACACAAAGAGGAAGUUAAAUUCAAGGCCAUGCGCCUGUCUGCGAUUAUUAUCCAGAGAUUCUACCGCUCCUGGAUUCUGCAGAGAAAAGACAGAGAGAAGUUUCUGAAUAUGAAGGAGUCUGCGCUUGUCUUACAGGCGGCGUUCAGAGGAAACCGUGUGAGAAAAAGCAUCGCUAAAAUGAACAGAGCAGCUACAGUCAUUCAGGCGAACUUCAAGAGGCACAAGCAUCAGUCAGCCUUCAGGAGGCGGCGCUGGGCAGCGUGUGUCCUCCAGCAGAGGUUUAGAGCCCAGAGACAAAGAAACACUGAGAUGAAUCAAUAUCAGGAGGUGAGGAGAGCUGUGGUUACUCUACAAGCUGCAUAUCGAGGAAUGAAAUCAAGACAGAUUAUCAAACAAAAACAGGAGGCAGCUUCUCUUAUCCAGAGAGCUUACAGAGCCCGCUCUGAGCGGAGGGAGUUUUUGAAACUAAAAUCGUCUGUUGUUACUAUCCAGCAAAAAUACCGAGCCACUGUAGCCGCAAAGACUGAGAGAGCACGAUACCUGAACACGCGCCGAGCUGCUGUCACUCUGCAGGCCGCUUUCAGAGGACUUCAGGUCAGGAGAGAGGUUUCUCUCCAGCAUCAGGCUGCAACUGUAAUCCAGUCUGCUUUUAGAAAACACAGAGAGGUAGUCAAAUAUCAGGCCAUGCGCCUGUCUGCAAUCAUCAUCCAGAGAUACUAUCGCUCCUGGAUUCUGCAGAGAAAAGACAGAGAAAAGUUUAUAAAUUGGAAACAAUCUGCUGUCGUCUUGCAGGCGGCGUUCAGAGGAUUCUGUGUGAGAAAAAGCAUCGCUAAGAUGAACCGAGCAGCUACGGUCAUUCAGGCGAACUUCAAGAGGCACAAGCAUCAGUCAGCCUUCAGGAGGCGGCGCUGGGCAGCAUGUGUGUUACAGGAGAGGUUUAGAGCCCAGAGACAGAAGAAUAAUGAGCUGAGAAAAUAUCAAGAGCUGAGGAAAGCUGCGGUCGUUCUCCAGGCUGGAUAUCGAGGAAUGAAGUCCAGACAAAUGAUUCAGCAAAAGCAUCAAGCUGCUCGUCUCAUCCAGAGAGCUUACAGAGCCCACCGUGAACACCAACAGUAUCAGACUCUAAAAUCCUCCAUCCUCACAAUCCAGAGGAGGUAUCGGGCGACUUUAGCUGCCAGAGAACAAACACAGAAAUACCAAAACAUGAGAAGAGCUGCUGUCGUCCUUCAGGCGGCAUUUAGAGGUCAGAGGGUCAGGAAGGAGGUCGCUCUCAGACAUCAGGCUGCAACCGUCAUCCAGUCUGUAUUCAGGAGACACAAAGAGGAAGUUAAAUUCAAGGCCAUGCGCCUGUCUGCGAUUAUUAUCCAGAGAUUCUACCGCUCCUGUAUCAAGACAAGAAAAGACAGAGAGAAGUUUUUAAGUUUAAAGAAAUCCACCAUCACCCUUCAGGCAGCAGCCAGAGGCUGGUCAGUCAGGAGGGACAUGAACAGACAGAAGCAGGCCGCCGUCGUUAUCCAGUCCUGCUGGAGAUGUUCGGUACAGAGGUGCGACUUCCAAAGGAAGCGGGAGGCUGCUGUGACGCUCCAGAGGAGGGUCCGAGCGUGGCAGAUAGGCAGGCAGGAGAGAGAGAACUACAGUCGAGUGAGGAGAGCUGCUGUGGUUCUUCAGACACACUGCAGAGCCUGGAUUACAAGACAACAGGUAGUCAGCCUUUUUGUUUUUCAAGUGGCUUCUUCUUUUUCCACCUAAAUUUUAGCUCAAAAACUGCAAAUACGAAAGGUGACGCAGCCAUGAUGAAGGUUUUACUGAUUGUCAAGUCUCUAAAAUGACAGAACAGUCACUGAAAUAUCUCUCCCUGCCCAUGUUUAAUGUUUAAUGUCCUUAUGAUAAAGAGACUAAAAUUUCAUGUUUUCUUGUGUUUCAGGCACUAGAGAAAACCAGAGCAGAGAGGAGGCUCCGCUUCGCAUCUGCAGGUUUCCACCAUCUCUGCGCCAUAAAGAUCCAAAGAGCCGUGAGAGCCCACUGGGCUUUAGAGUCAGCCAAGAGACAAAUCCACUCUGUCCUCACCGUACAGGUAAAGACAAGGGAGCCCCAGCUCUGACCAGGCCUCGUAAAUGUUUCAGCGAGCGUUCAGUUUUCUGACGAUUGCCUUGUUUUUUUUCUAGCGAUGGGUGAGAGCGAGACAGCAGAGGCGGCGGUAUCUGGAGGAGAGGAGGAAGGUGAUCACAGCCCAGAGAGCAGCUAAGCGCUGGUUAGCUCGCCGCCACACGGCUGCAUCCGUCAUCCAGGAGGCCGUCCACAGAUUCCUCCUCCUCAGGAGGCAGAAGAGGGUUCAGCAGGGCAUUGUCAAAGCUCAGGUACUGCAGUCAGUGCUGGAUGAAGUACAGAUGAAUUCACCUUUUCUUUCUUUUAACACAAGGAUCAUAUGUCUUUCUGAUUCUGCAGCUACUUUCACCAGCUGCUGUCAGUUCUCCUUUUCAUACUUGGCGUCAUACAGUCUCUUCUGGUCCAAUAAUGUUGCCUCUGACACACCGUUGUUUCCAUAUUAUACUCGACUCUCCCUCCAGGCUCUAUGGAGAGGACAUCGCUCCCGCCGCCUGAACGACAACCCCAAAGUGGUGAAGCUAAGACAACGUCUACGCAAAGUCUCUGCUGAGGUCAAAGAGGAGGACAAACUGUGCAACAAGACGUCGUCGGCUCUGGACUACCUGCUCCGAUACAAACACUUCUCCUACAUUUUAGAGGCCCUGAAAAACCUCGGUAAGGCUUUCUCACUUCUGGUCAAUCAAGCAGAUUUAGAGCCUUGGUGUGCGUGUGUGUUUGUGUGUGUGUGUGCACAUAAAAACACGUGUGAAAAUAAACCCUUUGUGUGUUGACGCAGAGAUCGCCACCAGACUGUCCCCAGAGUGCUGCGAGCGGCUGGUAGAGAGCGGAGCCACCAACAUCAUCUUCACUCUCAUCCGCUGCUGCAACAGGAGCGUCCCCUGCAUGGACGUCAUCACCUUCUCCAUCCAGAUCCUCCUCAACCUCUCCAAGGUACCUCAAACCUGCACCAACCUUUUCAUUUCAAUAGGAAAUGUUAUCAGCCUCUCAACCUCUCAAGGGUGUAAAACGCCGAGUUUAAACCCUCUCCUCUGUUUACUUUCAGUACCAUAAGACCAUCGAGGCCGUGUAUUCAGUGGAAAACUCAGUGGAGACGCUGCUGGACUUGCUGCAGAGAUACAGAGAGAAGGCGGGGGAUAAAGUCGCAGAUAAAGGCGGCAGCAUCUUCACUAAGGCCUGCUUCCUCCUCGCUCUCCUGCUGCAGGACAAACAUCGCGUCGUGGUCCGUCACUUUACGUUAUCUAAACUUUAUCCCAACAAUUUUCUUUUAACCUUUGAGAGAUAAAUUUUGCUUUUAUGUAAAUGUUUUGACUUUUUAAAUUGUCUUUUAGGAGGUUAUGAAGCUCCCCAAAGUCUUAGACAGGAUACGCAGCAUUUAUCGCCUCACUGCUCGCAAACAAAAGAUGGAUGCGGAGAGGACUGUGAUCAAACAGAAGAUGAACGCCUCCAUCAACGGGAGCUUCUACGUUCCAGCGACGCCUCGAAAAUCCAACCCUGUACCAAAGUACGUUCACAGGAGACGAGUUCACGUCAUGUCUCUGGGGUACCUGUUCAUACAUGUUUGCCGUGAUUUCUGACUCUGUUUUUGUUUUUCCAGAUUUGCACCAGAUUGGGUUCUAAGGAAGGACAAGCUCAAGGAUAUCGUGGACCCGCUCAGAGCCAUCCAGAUGGUGGCAAACACACUGUCUAUUGUGCUGUAAAUAUCUAAGCUUCAGAAUUUUGAUUUGAUGAAUUUUUUACCUGAAGAAAAUAUUUUUUAUGUAUUGUUGA
This is a messenger RNA of Xyrichtys novacula (pearly razorfish), 16695 nucleotides long. The record is from the annotation of a GenBank genome assembly. NCBI's taxonomy places the organism in Eukaryota, Metazoa, Chordata, Actinopteri, Labriformes, Labridae.